Molecule: messenger RNA, 1880 nt
Organism: Onychostruthus taczanowskii (white-rumped snowfinch)
Lineage: Eukaryota; Metazoa; Chordata; Aves; Passeriformes; Passeridae
Gene: TRARG1
Product: trafficking regulator of GLUT4 (SLC2A4) 1
Exons: 3
Coding region: 86-616 (176 amino acids)
Cellular component (GO): membrane
Source: RefSeq, a predicted model, not a curated record
GCCCGGCUCGGCCUCCCGAGGGGCGGCGGGCCCCGAGCGCAGAGCGGCGGCGGCGGGGCGCUGCCGGAGCCCGCUCCGCCGGGCCAUGGCCAGCACCGGCUCCGCGCCCGGGGGCGCCGGCCCGGGCUCGGGCACGGCGCUGCCCACCCGCUUCCAGGAGACGGAGAAGCUGCUGUCGGCGACGGAGGGCCGGGAGGAGAAGGGCCUCCGCGGCUCCAAAUCCUUCACGGCAGCCUUGCCCGGCGAGACGGAGCGCAACGGGCACGGGCUCGGCUACAAGUCGGUGUCGGUCGGGCACCUGGAGGCGCCGCCGCUGUCGCCGUCCCGGCUGAGCCUGGGCAGAGCCUCGUCCACGGCCACCAGCACGGCGGCCCCGGAGCAGGGCCGCCCUCGGGACUACCUGGUGCUCGCCAUCUUCUCCUGCUUCUGCCCCGUCUGGCCCAUCAACAUCGUGGCUCUCGUCUUCUCCAUCAUGUCGAGGAACAGUGGCCAGCAAGGGGACACGGACGGCGCCCGGCGGCUGGGGCGCAUGGCCAGGCUGCUCAGCAUCGUCUCCAUCGUGCUGGGGACCAUCAUCAUCGUGCUCUACAUCUCACUCAGCGUCAGAGUUUCCUAGAAGACGUUUCAGCAUGCAAAUACCUUGAAGAGGAGGAAGACAACUUUCCUUUUGGGGUUUUUACUUUCAGCCUUGCAACAAAACAAAAAAAAAUUGUCACAGUGUAGGUGGGCAGCCCUAGACAGCCUGCUCUGGAGCGCCGUCAGAGGGAACGCAUGCUUCGAUUCACCGCCUCUUGGGAAUGAGCCUGGGCGAGGGACGGGAUAAAAACCACCCUGAGGAGCAAUGGGAGAGGCCACUGAGGAGAGGAGAAAGGGGAAAUCCACUACCUCAUUCCCCUCCAGCAGAACUCACGGAGUGGGGAGACAACUAAAGUGCAAGAGGAGGAGAGAGUCUCCAGAAGGAAGCUGGUUUUGGAAGGAAAACACAAGGCGAGAACGGGACGUUUUUGAGGAGUCCUCCUGAGAAUUUUUGGCACAAGUCGCUGGAUUUUUGGGGGGUUGUUGGUUUUUAAAUCGUCGAAUUCUCUGUCUCUACAACAAAACAAAACAACAAAACAACAAAACAAAGCUCAAACUGCCAUCAGGAGCUGAGAGCUGUUCCACGGAGGAGGAGGAGGAGGGAGAGCAGAGCUGCAGCCGGAGCGCGGCUCUGCUCCCAACGAAACGCAGCCGCCAAAGCCGGAGGAUGUGGUGGGUGCUUUUGUAUUUUUGAUGAAAAAAAAAAAAAAAAAAAAAAAAAAAAGAAAAAAAAAAGAGACAAUGACCAUUUGCAUGCCUUUGGGAAUGUUCUCCAUGUCUGUUCCUACGAGCUCUUUUAUCACUUAGGGCAGAUCUCAGAGCUGGCAGAGGAGGAUGUUGCUGCAUGAGUACCCCGGACUCCUCCUCACCCCCAUCCCAUGGUGGGCUUUUUAAAGGAAGGCAAAAUCAGGCGUUCCCUGUGAACCCACGCAUUUCUCUGUGCAGCCAAAGGGAGGUUAGCAGCCCUGGCACUGAGACAAGAGCCUGGUUAAUGCCCAGCAGCAGCACCAAGGCACGGAGAGCCCCUUGUGCCCGCUCACACCCCGAUGUCACGGCACGCAGAGGCUUCAGCGUCAUCCAGCCCCCACCACUGCCAGUGCUCAUCCCCCCAACCCUCUGGGGCUUCAGCUUUGGGCCUUCCAGGAGAUUUUCAGGGGCAUGGAGGAGUUUUAGGCUCCUGCUCCUCUCCUUGCACCCCUCACACAGCUCUUCUGCAGCUCUGAAAAUCCCCGGAGCUGCCCGGGGUCAGUUCUGCGAGUCGUUGUAUUCUUUUUUAAUGUUUUGUAUUUAACACAACAAGAAAA